UGGGCAUCAGAACCUAUAACUCUGACUUCCCACCCUCCCUGGAAGAUAUUCAGGUGGGGGGCAUACUUUGAGGUGAGGAGAGGCCCACUGGUGAUCCCUAAGAAGACUACUGUAGGUAACUGAGAUGACCUCUGUCAGGGCUCCUGGGGUCUCCUUUUCCUUGUGUGAGGUUGUCCCCAAAGCAGGCCUUUACCUUGUAUGUGUUCUUAGCUUUAGAAAUAGGCCCACACCCACCCACCGCACCCAGCCACAGCCCUGCAGUGCGGCUAGUGUGGGGCCAGUGACAUGUGGUCUCUGUCACUGCUAGGGGACAAAACUGCAGAGCAGUUUUGGGGGACCUGAGAAGAUAUGCAAGGCAUAUACCCUGGAAAAGCAAGCAUUCCUGUGUCUGCUACUAGGGCUGCGCACAAUUUAUUCCUGUGCUGGGAGGCAGAAGGGAGUGAGGCCAGUCUAGACUAUUUCUUGGCAGACCUCAAGAUGAGACCGCUGCAGGGGGAUAGAGGGGACUGGGCUGGGGCCAAGGGAAGAAGCCUGCUGUCACCGUCAGCUGGCAAACCUAAGAGGAAAGGUGGGGCCUGGUCUGUGCCCCAUUCCUGUUCCCCACCUGUCUCUACUCUUUUCUCCAUUUUCCCUGGCUCUGCCAGACUGUCUCCCUGGGCGCCCGCCUCCCCACCCACCCCUGGAGGGCGGGGCUUGGCUGCACCCACGUGUGGCGGAGUUAUAUGCUCCUAGCCGGCAGAGGAGCUGGGGAGUGUGGAUCCAGCUGGCUCAGGCAGAAAAGCAGCACCAUGGCCGGCAAGAAAGUCUGCAUUGUAGGCUCCGGCAACUGGGGCUCAGCCAUUGCCAAGAUUGUGGGUGGCAAUGCAGCCCAGCUGGCACGCUUUGACCCACGGGUGACCAUGUGGGUGUUUGAGGAAGACAUCGGGGGCAGAAAGCUGACAGAGAUCAUCAACACACAGCAUGAAAAUGUCAAAUACCUGCCCGGGCACAAGCUUCCCCCCAACGUGGUGGCUGUCCCAGAUGUGGUCCAGGCUGCAGUGGAUGCUGACAUCUUGAUCUUUGUGGUGCCCCAUCAGUUCAUCGGCAAGAUUUGUGAUCAGCUCAAGGGCCACCUGAAGGCAAACGCCAUUGGGAUAUCUCUUAUUAAGGGUGUAGAUGAAGGCCCCAAUGGGCUGAAGCUCAUCUCUGAAGUGAUUGGGGAGCGGCUCGGCAUCCCCAUGAGUGUGCUGAUGGGGGCCAACAUUGCCAGCGAGGUGGCUGAUGAGAAGUUUUGUGAGACAACCAUUGGCUGCAAGGACCAGGCCCAGGGACAACUUCUGAAAGAACUGAUGCAGACACCCAAUUUCCGAAUCACAGUGGUACCAGAGGUGGAUACAGUAGAGAUCUGUGGGGCCUUAAAGAAUGUAGUGGCCGUGGGGGCUGGCUUCUGCGACGGGCUGGGCUUUGGCGACAACACCAAGGCAGCGGUGAUCCGGCUGGGGCUCAUGGAGAUGAUCGCCUUCGCCAAACUCUUCUGUAGGGGCCCUGUGUCCCCUGCCACCUUCUUGGAGAGCUGUGGUGUUGCUGACCUCAUUACUACCUGCUACGGAGGGCGGAACCGCAAGGUGGCGGAGGCCUUUGCCUGUACAGGAAAGUCCAUUGAGCAGCUCGAGAAAGAGAUGCUGAAUGGGCAGAAGCUGCAAGGGCCCCAGACAGCCCGGGAGCUACACAGCAUCCUCCAACACAAGGGCCUGGUGGAUAAGUUCCCUCUGUUCAUGGCUGUGUACAGGGUAUGCUAUGAGAGCCAGCCAGUGGGUGAAUUCAUCCGCUGCCUGCAGAAUCAUCCAGAACAUAUGUGAGCAAGACGGAAGCCCAGGCCAGGAAGCUUCUUUACCCUGGUGGAGAGAGGCAGAAGCUUGGGUACCUGGCCACCAGGAUCUCUGGGUCUCCCCAGAGAGAAGCCUCUUCUCUGCUUUUCCCUGGAGGAUAGGAGGCUGUGGGGCCCAUCGAUCUGUCUGGAAAUCCUGAAUCACCAAGCAGCCUGCAGCCUCUUGCCACAUCUGGCCAGGAAUGGAGAUGCCUGUCCCUCUCCAAAUGUGGGGCUUUCUCCUUGCCCUCUGGGAAGCCCCAGUGCUGUCUGUUUGGGCAUGUGUGGUAGGGCAGGGGGUGGAGGGAGAGGGAGGUAAGGCAAUGGCCACCCACUGCUGCAUCACACAGGACAGGAAUCCUGUCCCCAAGCCCAGUUGAGUGGCUACAGAACUAUCUCAGCUACAAGAGGGAUGAGGCAAGGCCUGUCAGGGAGUGGUUUGAGAUUUUGAGCUGACAAAGGGACUCCUUUGCUCUGUCUGACCUACGCCAGGCCCCACUCAGCAUCAAUGGAUCUCAGUGUUUGUUAACAAAAUACGAAGAUCUCAACCCCCUUCUAGCUUCUCCUAGCAACAUCUGCGUCCUCAGAAACCUCUGGCCAUUCCCUUUCCCCUCCCCCAGGCUGCCCUGGCACCAGAGUUGCUGCCACGCUGGCAUCUCUGGCCCUGGGGCUUGCCAUUCUCCCUAUAGACUUCCCAGUUCCUAGUUCUUUGCCAGCUCCUCCCCACUGUGUGUGACCUUUGCAAGCCUUCCCUCUCCCUCCCUACCAGCACCCUCUUUGGAGAGCAGGAACUUAAUCUGCUGACAGAGCUACACCUUUUCAUAGCAGGCUCAGAUCACUCUGCUCCCUGUGACCUUUGGAUCUGCCUUGCCUCCCUUCUCAGGGAGCUCCCUUCUCAGGAGCUCUAGUGGCAAGGGAGGUUUCAGCUGGGUCCCUCCUCCUGCUAUCUCCCCAGAAUAUCCUUGGCUUUACCCCCUUUCCUUCUCCCAAACCCUGUACCUAUUUAUCAGCCUCCUCCAGAACAGCCAGGGCAGCUAACAAGCACCUGUAUCUAGAAGCCAGGGGGCUAGAGAGUGGCCCAAAGGCUGAGCAGGGGGAGGGAAGGGUGAGCAUAUCCCCAUGUAGGUGGGUCCUGACAUUCCAAGGCCAGCUCCCCUCUGUCAUCUGCCUUCUCAGCAAGGUAUACAUGAGUACCCCGAGAGCUAGGAAACUUAAGGAAGAGGAAAUAAAAAUUAAAACCAUCCUACCCUCUAAGGCAGCGAUUUUCAACCUUUUUCAUUUCAUGGAACACAUAAACUAUAAUUACUAAAAUUCUGUAACACACAAAAAAUACUAUUUUUUAACGAGCUGACAUGAAAAUAGAUAUAAUUUUGACAUGUUCACACUGGACGGCUAUUGUUGUGUUGGCUGUUGUCAUUUUUUUUUAUUUUUAUAAUUUAAGGGAAAACAAUGCCCCUGACUAAAGAGUCAGGUAUUGUGUGUUAUAAAAAUUCUUGCGACACAGCAGUGUGCCUCUUGUGGGCACAUCACAGGGCACAUCACACACUGGCUGAAAAUUGCUGCCCUAGGGUAAGGGAAGAACAGAAAGGGGAGGAGGGAGAGGAGUAUGCUUUGCCUGGCUUAGCUCCAGGAUGGGGUGGCAGUGGAGAAUAUCACAGGUCAGCAGCCUAGGCUUCUGGCUAUAAAUAGUCCCUGAGGGCCUAAGCCACUCCUUCGGGUCCAGUACAGGGUCUCAGCUUCCUGAGUGGCAGCACCUGGCAUACCAUGGUUCUGGCCAGCAUUAUGUUAACCCUCCCUUAUUCCCGGCCUGGUGACCAGGGAGGCAGGCUCCUCUCGCCUUCUAGCCGUUGAGAAUUCACUUUCCAAUGAAGCGCGGAGCUGCCUGAAUCAGGCAGUAGGAGCGAGGUGCACAGUUGUCCCAGAUCUGGCUGGGCCCAGUCAGGGGCACUGACUUAAUACAGGAGGUCAAUGUGGGGGCAGGAAACCAGCUUCCUUCCCUCAGCAGCACCUGCGAUCUUGUUAGCCAAAGACUUUUACCUACUGUUGUUUACUCCACAGUUAAUUGAAUCUAAGGCCUUCGAAUCAGGCCUAUUUGUCUACCCAAUAAAGCGUGGUUUUACCAGA
Molecule: messenger RNA, 3970 nt
Organism: Phyllostomus discolor (pale spear-nosed bat)
Lineage: Eukaryota; Metazoa; Chordata; Mammalia; Chiroptera; Phyllostomidae
Gene: GPD1
Product: glycerol-3-phosphate dehydrogenase 1
Exons: 8
Coding region: 723-1838 (371 amino acids)
Biological process (GO): carbohydrate metabolic process; glycerol-3-phosphate catabolic process
Cellular component (GO): glycerol-3-phosphate dehydrogenase (FAD) complex; cytosol
Molecular function (GO): NAD binding; protein homodimerization activity; glycerol-3-phosphate dehydrogenase [NAD(P)+] activity
Source: RefSeq, a predicted model, not a curated record